This is a messenger RNA of Cotesia glomerata, 2866 nucleotides long. RefSeq names its product E3 ubiquitin-protein ligase Bre1 (gene Bre1). Gene Ontology annotation, molecular function: ubiquitin protein ligase activity; metal ion binding. The record is from RefSeq and is a predicted model, not a curated record. Gene Ontology annotation, cellular component: HULC complex; nucleus. NCBI's taxonomy places the organism in Eukaryota, Metazoa, Arthropoda, Insecta, Hymenoptera, Braconidae.
AGUAAUGAUAAUAACUGAAAAUAUUAUCGAUUACGUCUAUAAUUAUUAAUGCUUAUAGUUGUAAAAGAAAAAAACUGCCAAAAAUUGUAUUUACAAACGUGAAGAUAUUGAAUUGCAACAAAUUUUGAGGAUCAUUACUUGGAUAGAUUAUAGGAGUAAUCCCCAAUAAACGCAAAUUAUAGUCAGCAAUUAUAAACAGUCCCAGAAAUGUCGAAACGUUCUGCUGAUUAUGGGGAUUCAAUGUCUCAACCGCCCAUAAAAAAAGUUCAGUUUGAACCGAUUCUCAUUGGAUCGAUUUCUACGUUGGAAGAAAUGGAUAUGAAAGUAUUACAGUUUCAGAACAAAAAGCUUGCCCAGAGAUUAGAACAGCGGCAUCGCAUAGAAACAGAACUUCGUCAAAGAAUAGAACAACUAGAAAAAAGACAGAUGCAAGAUGACGCAGUAUUAAAUGUUGUCAAUCGUUAUUGGAAUCAAUUAAAUGAAGAUAUUCGUGUAUUGCUUCAACGAUUUGAUGCUGAAACUGCCGAUGAAUCAGAAAAUAAAAACGAGUCAGAAGCAACAACAUCUUUUUUAAUGCAACUAUCUUCUUGGGAUAAAGAAGAAUUGAAUGAUAAAUUGGCACACCGAGUACAAGUAUCGAAACGCGCUGUUUCUAAAGUUGUACAGGCAUUUGAUCGAUUAUCACAACGAAAUGAAAAAAUAUCUCUCGCUUUGAAAGGCGAAUAUAGUGGAGAAACAUUACAAAUUGACGAAGUUAUUAAAAAGACGAAUAUCGAAAUUCAAGCAGAAAACCGUAAUUUGCAAGCUAUAAACCUCCAGCUUCAUGAAAAAUAUCACGCAAUGUCGUUAAAAAUGUCUGAGCUGCAAGACACAAUUACUGGAAAAGAUACGCUCACGGCUGAAUUAAGAAAUCAAGUUGAUGAUUUACAAUAUGAAUUAAAUAAAGUUCGUGCAAGAAAUGAUAAAUUAGAACAUCAUCUUGGUGAGGCAAUCGAAAAACUAAAAACAUUUCAACAAAUUCAUGGUUCUGAUGAAAAAGGAAAUAAUAAAUCGACUUCUCUGGUUGCAUCCAGUGUUUCGCAAACAAAGCUUGACGAUGUUCAAAGAGAAUUAGAAGAAACUCGAGAGAUGGCUAAUAAUCGAUUGCAAGAAUUAGACAAAUUGCAUCAACAGCAUCGAGAUGCUUUGAAGGAAGUUGAAAAACUUAAGAUGGAUUUGAAAAAAGAAAUUGAGGAUCUGACAGCAAAACUAGGACAACAAGUUGCUCAGGAAAGUAAAGAAGGUAAUAGUUCAGAUGGUAGCGGGAAAGAAGAAGACUCAUCAACUUAUUUAUCGGCAACAAUUCAGAUAAAAGACGAAGGAAUUAAUGUCAUGAAGCGAGAAUUAGCCAUCGAUGAAGAGAUGGAUUUUACUGAAAAAAGUGAAGGUGAAAGUAAAAAUACUACUGAUUCUCAUUCAUUAUUUCUGUCUUCUAUAAAAAAGGAUAAAGAUAUAAAACGUGAAAAAGAUGUUAAGAAAGAUGCAAUUGUAAAAGUUGAUCAUAAAGAAAAUACAUUACAUCGAAUUAAGGAUUCAAAAGGUAUUGAGUCAGAAAUCGUUAGAGACUUGAAAGCACAAUUAAAAAAAACGGUUAAUGAAAUGAAAGAAAUGAAGCUUUUACUUGAUAUGUACAAAGGUGUAGGAAAAGAACAACGUGAUAAAGUUCAAUUAAUGGCAGCAGAACGAAAAAUUCGAACUGAAGUCGAAGAAUUACGGCAACAGCUGAAAAAAAUCCAAGAAAAUAAGCGUGAGGAACGGAAGAAACUAGCCGAUGAAGACGCACAAAUCAAAAUAAAAAAACUUGAAGAACAAGCAUACAACUUACAAAGACAAGUUGCAUCUCAAAAACAGGAAGAAGAAGCACUACUGAAUGAAAUGGAAGUAACUGGACAAGCGUUUGAAGAUAUGCAAGAACAAAAUUCUCGACUCAUUCAGCAAUUACGUGAAAAAGAUGAUGCAAAUUUUAAAUUAAUGACUGAACGAAUAAAAAGUAAUCAACUGCACAAAUUAGCUAGAGAAGAGAAAGAUGUUUUGAAAGAACAAGUGUUGACGUUAACUACUCAAGUUGAAGCCGCAAAUGUUGUUGUACGCAAAUUAGAAGAAAAAGAGCGAUUGUUACAAAAUUCGUUAGCGACAGUUGAAAAAGAAUUAGCUCUACGACAACAAGCGAUGGAAAUGCACAAGCGGAAGGCAAUAGAAAGUGCCCAAUCAGCCGCAGAUCUUAAACUCCACUUGGAAAAAUAUCAUUCUCAAAUGAAAGAAGCUCAACAAGUCGUUGCCGAAAAAACAAGUUCUCUGGAGGCAGAAGCGUAUAAAACAAAAAGAUUACAAGAAGAGAUUGCACAGCUGAAACGGAAAGUUGACAGAAUGAAGAAAAUUGAAUUAGCCGAAACAUUGGAUGAAGUGAUGGUCGAGGAAUUACGGGAGUAUAAAGAAACGCUCACUUGUCCAUCGUGUAAAGUUAAACGUAAAGAUGCAGUACUUACGAAAUGUUUCCAUGUUUUUUGUUGGGAUUGUCUUCGAACUCGUUAUGAAACCCGUCAACGGAAAUGUCCUAAAUGCAACUGUGCAUUUGGAGCAAACGAUUAUCAUAGAUUAUAUUUAUCAACUUGAAUAAAGUAAGAAUGUUCUAUCAUAUGAUCGAUACAACUCUUUUUAUAUGGAGACUCAUAAUUAUUUAUUAUUAAUUAAUUAGUUAUGAUUGUUUCCAAAUAAUUUUGUCUAUCAUAUGAUUCUGUAUGUUAGAUCUUCAAUGAACUGUUAAAUUAAGGUUUUUUAUGUACUUUCAUUGAAUGUUAUUGAAUAAAAUGUAUUGAAAAGUCCAUCA